This is a messenger RNA of Anoplopoma fimbria (sablefish), 1863 nucleotides long. RefSeq names its product immunoglobulin lambda-1 light chain-like. The transcript has 4 exons. The coding region runs from base 24 to 1013 and encodes 329 amino acids. The record is from RefSeq and is a predicted model, not a curated record. Lineage: Eukaryota; Metazoa; Chordata; Actinopteri; Perciformes; Anoplopomatidae.
CAGAGGAAACACCGCUGCACAAAAUGCUUUUCCUCCCAGCUGCUGCUCUGUGCUGUCUGUGUUCAGCGCUGGUUGCCAUGGCAGCAGAGCUGAUCCAGGAUGAUUUAACAUUGACCAGGAGAGUUGGUGGGAAAGUCUCCUUCAGCUGUCGAGGCACUGACCAGUGUGGCCUUGAUUAUGUACUCUGGUACCAGAAGAGAGACUCAGAAACAUUCACACUGAUUCUUUAUAUUGAUAAGAGUGAUGGUUACAUAGGUAAAGGUUACGAUCAUCCUCAGGAAGAUGAUUUCUCAGCUGUGAAUAAACAGAACGGCUAUGAGUUGGAGAUCAAGAACGUUAAACUCACUCAUUCAGCCUCUUACUACUGCUCCUGUUAUAAAUCUGGAUAUGGCUACUGGAUCUUUGGCUCUGGAACUAAACUGUAUGUAACAGAUGAGCAGGUAGUGAAGCCCGUGGUGAGCGUGUACCCAGCAGCAUCCAGAGCCCACCUGGAGGGGAAGAGCUCCCUGCUGUGUCUGGCCUCAGCCAUGUUUCCUCCUCUGGUCCAGUUCUCCUGGAAAAGAGGAAAGGAGAACGGUCCUCUGGAGGAGCUGCCCCCUGCUGAGAGAGAGCAGCUGGAGCUCAGAGAGUCGGGACGCACCGCCGCCAUCUUGCUGAUCCAUCAGCAGGAGAACAGCAGGUAUAGAUACCACUGCUACGUCCAUCACGAGGGGGGCACAGUGGAGGCACCACCUCCACCAACAGCUCCACCAUCAGCUACACCGUCAACUCCAUCACCACCUCCACCAACAGCUCCACCAUCAGCUACACCGUCAACUCCAUCACCACCUCCUCCAUCAGCUCCUCCAUCACCUCCUCCAGCAGCUUCUGUCCCGUCUCAGUACCAAGUGAAGCUGCUCUGCCUGCUGUACACGGUGCUGAUAGUGAAGAGUCUGGUGUACUGCUGUGGACUCUCUCUGCUGAUGAUCCUCACAAACAAGGGACCGUCCACCAACUGCACACAUGCUGACUGACUGAUUUAUGCUUUUUCUCACCAUAGAAUCCCAGCAAUUCUUCUCUUUUAUCACUUUCAUCAGUAUGCACAAUAUCUGUUAUGACGUGAUGAUUAUAUAAUUUGGUGUUUAGAUACAUAAUUCUAAAGGUAUGAAUAUAUACAUACACCUUUGCGUUUACUAAAUUGAUUUGCAGUGCUAUUUUUUGCUAGCUUAUUUCCACUUUUAAUUGGCUUGUAUGACAGUGGAAUGUUAAUUAUAAUCAUUAGCUGUCUGGUACAUAUUCUAUUGUUUACAGUCUUUUUCUGUUCUUGUGUUUCUUUUUAAUACAUUAUUCAGAGUGCGGCUGUUUGUCAGUUUAACAUUCUUAAUAAACUGAAAAACCACAGUGUUUUAUGAACAUUCUUUUUUUAUUGAUAUCAGUUUGACUUCAUAGCAAAUAAUCAGAUUCAGAAUCAACUCGAUUGACUGUUUGUUAACAGAUACAAGUAAUCCGUCUGUGGUUGUCAGUAGCUCUGAAUAUACUUUCACGCAGCACCAAGAACAAAUGUAAAGGAAGGUAUGAAUAUAAGCACACAGCUAAACAAGGACAAGAAAGCUAAACAAAGAGAAGCAGAUAUAAACACACAGCUAUUAUAAACACGUCAGUAGGUUUGGCUGAUCCACCAGGUUCAGUGCUGACCCCCUUUUAUAGUUGUGUCAGUGUGGAUGUAAAGCUCUACGCUGACGACACUGUUGUUAACACACAUGAACAAACAGCAGAGCUGCUUUGAAGCAACAACUGCUAUAAAAUGAUGAAAGAGCGGCUUCAUCAGUCGGGCUGAAGUCUGAAUGUUGGUGAAAUAUUGACUCUGAAUUAUUACAGCUUCAU